AUGAAUUCGCAACAACCGCACCAGGGUUCUCAGCAUAUGUAUGGUUACCAAGCGCCACUGAGGAAGCAGGUGCCCAAUUUCACCCCCGGUGUCAAUAUGGGCCAGAUGAUGAUGGGUCCGCAAGUGAAUGCCCACAUGGGACAACAGCAGCCGGAACUCGGCCUGCACCCAACGGCCCGCCAAGGCCACGUUCAGUACUCAGGGGCACAAAUCUCAGUUCCCCAGCCCCGAAAGCAACAGCAGCAGGUCCAGCCGCAGUCCCAAUCCAACGACCUUUCGAAUUCGACAUCCGCCAUUCCGUCACCUUUCGCCACGUCCAUGCCCACGCCUACAGGGCCGGCAUCCGCUCCUCCUAUGAACAUGCAUGUUGGUGCGCCCGUAUCUGGAGCUGCGCAAAUGCCGGGCGCUACAAGGAGCGCUGGUCCCGUCUCUGCAACAGCAUCUACCGCCAACCACAUUUCGGGUCCAGGAUUGACGCCCGCGUCGCCGCAAGUUGGAGCUAUGCCUUCUAACCAGUUUUAUCCGGUGGCUAGUGCUUACCAGCCGGUAAGCAAGCGGCACAUAGCAAGCAACAUGAUACCGUACCCCAUCCGCAAAUAUCUGUCAAACAUGGCUAUACUACGAUUACAUGAGAUUAUAAACCUGGUAAAUGUUUCUACGGACAGAGUUGACGACUUCGGGUACUGGCAGCGUUUUACGAAUGAUUUAUUUACACCGUAUGGUAUACUACGUUACUCCACUCAAGGUGGCGAAGAGACUCGUCAGUUUGAGUUUACAACACCUAUAAUCCCGCUCAUAUGCAAUUCUUUGGGUUCCGUUGGCAUAGUGCGUUUGGAAAUGAUCCCGCAGCAGUUGAGAGCCCAGGUCUUGAGCAACGGCACCAUCUUCUUUGAUUGUCCUCGGUGUACCACCACGUUUUACUAUCCUGACGGCAGUUAUAUGACAAACUUUUCUCAAGUGAAAGGCAUCUUUGACUCGAAUCUGAAAAUAGAAUGGGUCGAAAUUUCUAGCUACAGCUUUGUUCCCGGUAUUGAAUGGAGCUCAUUGGAGAGGCUCAUAAGCUCGGAACCUGUAUGCCAUGAAAUCUUUAAGGAUCUCAGUAAUUCGCGGAAAAAGCCGGAGAGCACCGAGGACCCUAAAAACCAAGAACCCGCCCGAAACCAAGACCCAAAAGUUCCAGAUAAUUUUUCAGCCAUAACUAAACUGCGUUCCCAAUUUGGUGUGUUCCAUAACAUAUCAAGUUUUGGCAUCCAGGAAAGUUUCAUGCGCGCCUUGCAAGUCAGCGAUGCUAUAUCAUAUCUCAAAAACUUGAAAGUUUAUCAGAAAGUGCACAAUCUCCAGAGUCCUCUCACCAGUUUAGAAUCAUUCGUGGCGUCAUCUCAGGCAGAGAAGGCGUCAAGUAUGGCACCUGGGGCGCCAUUCAAAUACGGUAACUCGUCUUCCCCAGCAGCGACUCCUUCGAACCCUCGACCUAAGGUUCCUAAUUCAAGCAAGCCUCGCCCCAAGAAGAGGCGACAAAGCGAUCUUUCUCCCCUUAGUACGGGGGACAGAGGUUUGCAGGGAUUCGGUCAAAUUUAG
Lachancea thermotolerans CBS 6340 is the source of this 1578-nucleotide messenger RNA. It is a transcript of the gene MFG1, whose product is annotated as Mfg1p. The record is from RefSeq and is a predicted model, not a curated record. Gene Ontology annotation, biological process: negative regulation of transcription by RNA polymerase II; positive regulation of transcription by RNA polymerase II. The coding region runs from base 1 to 1578 and encodes 525 amino acids. Gene Ontology annotation, cellular component: nucleus; transcription regulator complex. NCBI's taxonomy places the organism in Eukaryota, Fungi, Ascomycota, Saccharomycetes, Saccharomycetales, Saccharomycetaceae. The transcript has a single exon.